AUUUUCCGAUCACCCUAUAAAUAAACAAACUCACCCAACUUCAUAUCAAAGCCCUUAACUCAGUCUCUCUCUCACCAUUGCCACUCUCUCUCCCCUCAAAGUUUGUUACGUUUCACAAAUCUGCAACCCCUAAAUGGAGGGUGGUGGUGGUGGUGGUGGCGGUGGUGGCGGUGGUGGAGGUCACAUCGACACAACAAAGGCGGAGAAAGCGGUGUGGCUGAUGAAAUGCCCGGCGGUGGUUUCGCGCUCUCUCCAGUCUUCUUCCAUUCCCACCGACUUACCAGUCGCUAAAGUCAUCGUCUCCGUCGACCCUCUUUGCUCAAAAAGUGACGAAGCCACUCAGUUCACCAUGGAAUUGUCUGGCUCUGAUUUGGGAAAUGUGCCUAAGUGUUUCUCUAUGGAUAUGUCUAAGGGCUUUGUUCCAAUGUCUGUCUUUUCAGAGGACCAAGGCAAGAUAUGUGUUGAAGGGAAAAUUUUUAACAAAUUUGACAUGAAACCUCACUAUGAUGCAAUUGAGAGCUAUGGGAAACUCUGUCGUGAGCGAACUGACAAAUCAAUGACGAAGACUAGACAAAUUCAGAUGAUUGGCAAUGAGAGGCCUAUGGUACCUAUGCCAGGGAUCACUCAUGUUCAGGAGAAAAGGAAAGUGGUUGUUAAAGCCUCAGAAACAAAAAGAACAAGGAGGGAUCGUGGAGAGAUGGAAGACAUCAUGUUCAAACUUUUUGAACAGCAACCCAACUGGACACUCAAGGAGCUGGUCCAGAAGACAGAUCAACCUGAGCAAUUCAUGAAAGAUAUACUGAAAGACCUUUGUGUAUACAACAACAAGGGAGCUAAUCAAGGGAGCUAUGAGUUAAAGCCAGAAUACAAGAGAUCCGCUGACGAUCCAAGUGGUUAAUAGGAUGCUGAUUUAUUUAUUCAUCAUAAAAAGCAAAGUUUCGUCUUAGGUUUUGCACAUAUUUGAUUCAAACAGAAGAAGGAAUAGUUCCUGAUUGUAGCUAGGUGGUCUCUGCAUCGUUUUUGCUUACUGAAUUAACAAAUAUUUUGUUUGCACAUAUAUGCCGAACUCUCGGAAUUGGUAAGGAAGAUUAAGACAUGAGUGAUCUUUGGAAAGUUAGAGAACAGGUCUGAUUGAAUUUGAGGCUAAAUGGUUGUGUAUUACAAAUUCAGACUGUUUUUUGCAUCAUUCUGAAAGUUUCAGCUUUGGUUCUGUAUUA
This is a messenger RNA of Spinacia oleracea (spinach), 1217 nucleotides long. RefSeq lists its product as uncharacterized. Gene Ontology annotation, biological process: transcription by RNA polymerase II; transcription initiation at RNA polymerase II promoter. Gene Ontology annotation, cellular component: transcription factor TFIIF complex. The transcript is spliced from 6 exons. NCBI's taxonomy places the organism in Eukaryota, Viridiplantae, Streptophyta, Magnoliopsida, Caryophyllales, Amaranthaceae. The record is from RefSeq and is a predicted model, not a curated record. Bases 134 to 898 code for a protein of 254 amino acids.